This is a messenger RNA of Ornithorhynchus anatinus (platypus), 2316 nucleotides long. It is a transcript of the gene ARHGEF9, whose product is annotated as Cdc42 guanine nucleotide exchange factor 9. The transcript is spliced from 10 exons. The record is from RefSeq and is a predicted model, not a curated record. NCBI's taxonomy places the organism in Eukaryota, Metazoa, Chordata, Mammalia, Monotremata, Ornithorhynchidae. Bases 270 to 2198 code for a protein of 642 amino acids. Gene Ontology annotation, molecular function: protein binding; guanyl-nucleotide exchange factor activity.
CGAGGGGGGAAGGAGAGAGAGAGAGAGAGACAGGAGAGGAGAGAGACAGAGCCUCUCACGGCCCAUCUAGCGCUCUCGUGACAGCUGCAACCCUGCCUGAUCGGGCUGGUCCGAGAGGAGGCUGGAUUUUGCGGGCUUCAGCGGGAGCCGAGGGUCGCCGGCCGGCGGAGAGAGGGGCUCGCCUACCCCCAGCCCGAGGACCGAGCCGGCCCGACCCCCUCCCCGCCCUCCUCCCAGAACCACCUCCCGCUUCUUCCCUAGCAUGGUGGAUGUAUGGACAGUUUCACGGAUCAGAGAUUGACCACCCCCAGCCUGCCGGCCCCACACCUCGAGCACUACAGCGUUCUGCACUGCACCAUGACUCUGGAUGUGCAAACCGUAGUCGUCUUCGCUGUGAUCGUCGUGCUGCUGCUUGUCAAUGUUCUACUCAUGUUCUUCCUGGGAACACGCUGAAAGGAUUCCGCUCUUCUGAGCCGAGGAGGGCUCCCGUUUGGAAUUCAACCCGAAAGUCAAGAGGAGAGAGAGAGAGAGAGGAGAGAGGAGGGGGGAGAGAGAGAGAGAGCGAGAGAGAGAAAGAGAAAGAGCGCUUCCUUUCUUAUUCAGGGACAGAUCACUCUGAGUUCCAGCAUGACCUCGCUGUGAGAUGUAUGACGUUGCUAAUCAGCGCCGGUUCGAUCGUCAGUGCUGAGGCAGUAUGGGACCACGUCACCAUGGCCAACCGGGAGCUGGCGUUUAAAGCCGGCGACGUCAUCAAAGUCCUGGACGCUUCCAACAAGGACUGGUGGUGGGGCCAGAUCGACGACGAGGAGGGGUGGUUUCCUGCCAGCUUUGUGAGGCUGUGGGUGAACCAAGAAGAUGGAGUGGAAGAGGGGACCAGCGAGGUCCAGAACGGGCACCUGGACCCCAGCUCAGACUGCCUGUGCCUCGGCCGGACCCUGCAGAACCGGGACCAGAUGAGAGCCAAUGUCAUCAAUGAGAUCAUGAGCACAGAACGCCACUACAUCAAGCAUCUCAAGGACAUCUGCGAGGGAUACCUGAAGCAGUGUCGGAAGAGGAGGGACAUGUUCAGCGACGAGCAGCUGAAGGUGAUUUUCGGGAACAUCGAAGACAUUUACAGGUUUCAGAUGGGUUUUGUGCGGGACCUGGAGAAGCAGUACAACAACGAGGACCCCCACCUGAGCGAGAUCGGACCCUGCUUCCUGGAGCACCAAGAUGGGUUCUGGAUCUACUCCGAGUACUGUAACAACCACCUAGACGCAUGCAUGGAGCUGUCCAAGCUGAUGAAGGAAGGCCGCUACCAGCACUUUUUCGAGGCCUGCCGCCUCCUGCAGCAGAUGAUCGACAUCGCCAUCGACGGCUUCCUCCUGACCCCCGUGCAGAAGAUCUGCAAAUACCCCCUGCAGCUGGCCGAGCUCCUGAAGUACACGGCGCAGGAUCACAGCGACUACCGGUACGUGGCCGCCGCCCUGGCCGUCAUGAGGAACGUGACCCAGCAGAUCAACGAGCGGAAACGGCGUCUGGAGAAUAUCGACAAGAUCGCGCAGUGGCAGGCCUCGGUCCUGGACUGGGAGGGAGACGACAUCCUGGACCGGAGCUCGGAGCUCAUCUACACUGGGGAGAUGUCCUGGAUCUUCCAGCCCUACGGAAGGAACCAGCAGCGGGUCUUCUUUCUCUUCGACCACCAGAUGGUUCUCUGCAAGAAGGACAUGAUCCGCAGAGACAUCCUCUACUACAAAGGACGCAUUGAUAUGGACAAAUACGAGGUCGUGGAAAUAGAGGACGGCAGAGACGACGACUUCAACGUCAGCAUGAAGAACGCCUUCAAACUCCACAACAAGGAGACUGAAGAAGUGCACCUGUUCUUCGCCAAGAAGCUGGAGGAGAAGCUCAGGUGGCUCAGAGCCUUCAGGGAAGAGAGAAAGAUGGUCCAAGAAGAUGAAAAAAUAGGCUUUGAAAUUUCAGAGAACCAGAAGCGGCAAGCAGCGAUGACCGUAAGGAAAGUCAGUAAGCAGAAAGGGGUCAGCUGCUCCCGUUCCGUGCCUCCGGGCUACCCGCCGCCCCAGGAUCCGUUAAAUCAGGGACAGUACUUGGUGCCCGACGGUCUAAACCAGUCGCAGGUCUUCGAGUUCGCCGAACCCAAGCGCAGUCAGUCGCCCUUCUGGCAAAACUUCAGCAGGUUAACACCCUUCAAAAAAUAAUACCCAGAGAGAUGGAGCAUUUUAAAAUAAAAUAAAGAAAUAAAAUUAUAUUUAUAGAUGGACCUUUUUUCGGAGAUGCACUGUUGCAAUUUAAAAAUAUAUAGAGAAGGACCAAAAA